CCCCCGCAGUCACACGUCACCAGACUCCAAAUCGCAUAGAAGAAGUCUUUAAACUGCUUCUGAGGAACCCACGAAUAUUAUUUUCACGCGUUUAUUGUUUUAUUAAGUGAAAUUAAAUCAUGGCGUCAACAAAAGAGAUUUUAGAGAUGGAUCUUUACGCUUUAUUGGGGAUCCAGUCGAGCGCUUCAGAGAAACAGAUCAAGAAAGCGUACCGACAGAAAGCACUGUCCUGUCAUCCUGAUAAAAACCCUGACAAUCCCAAAGCUGCGGAGCUCUUCCACCAGCUGUCUCAGGCUCUGGAGGUUUUGACAGACGCCGCUGCCAAGGCUGCUUACGACAAGGUCCGUGCCGCUAAAAAACAAGCCGAGGAGAGAAACCAGAAGCUAGAUGACAAGAGGAAGAAGAUUAAACUCGAUUUGGAGGCGCGUGAGCGACAGGCAGAUAAUGUGAAAGCAGAAGAGGUUCAGAUCACCCGCACAUUAGAAGAAGAGAUCGCCCGUCUCAGGGAGGAGGGAUCACGAGAACUACAGGAGCAACAGAGACUCGUACGAGAGCAGAUCCAGAGAGAGAAAGGCAUAAACACAGGCACAGACUCUUCAGCAGAACAUCAGGGUAACCGCGACGUGACUCCUAAAUUAAAGCUGAAGUGGAAGUGUAAAAAAGACGACGCCAGCAACGCCGGCUAUUCUCACGAAUGCCUUCAAAGCCUCUUCCAGAAGUAUGGAGACGUCUUGAACGUUCUGAUAUCCAGGAAGAAGAAAGGCAGUGCCGUGGUUGAGUUUGCAUCAGCAAAAGCAGCUGACCUGGCGUUUAAAAACGAGACCGGUCUGAGUGGAAACCCUCUGAAAAUCACAUGGCUGGAAGGACAGCCGGCUCCAGCGGCACACAUCGACUCCUUGACCGCACAACAGAGUGGUCUGCGCAGCGAGCGUGAUUACGAGAGCGUGGUGCUGAUGAGACUCAGACAGGCGGAAGAGAGGAAGAGGCUGAUCGAGGAGAUGAAGAGGCAGGAGGAAGAGGACGAGACGGCGUGACUCACAGCAUUUAAUCUGGAUCUUACAAUUAAACUCCCACUGAUCAAUAAAGCCUUCUGAGGAAUAUUUUAUAGUG
Messenger RNA from Cyprinus carpio (common carp), 1110 nucleotides. It is a transcript of the gene dnajc17, whose product is annotated as DnaJ heat shock protein family (Hsp40) member C17. Gene Ontology annotation, molecular function: RNA binding. The record is from RefSeq and is a predicted model, not a curated record. Lineage: Eukaryota; Metazoa; Chordata; Actinopteri; Cypriniformes; Cyprinidae. Gene Ontology annotation, cellular component: spliceosomal complex. Gene Ontology annotation, biological process: spliceosomal complex disassembly.